Trichoderma harzianum CBS 226.95 is the source of this 720-nucleotide messenger RNA. RefSeq lists its product as hypothetical. The record is from RefSeq and is a predicted model, not a curated record. Gene Ontology annotation, cellular component: ESCRT I complex. The transcript is spliced from 3 exons. Gene Ontology annotation, molecular function: protein-containing complex binding. Lineage: Eukaryota; Fungi; Ascomycota; Sordariomycetes; Hypocreales; Hypocreaceae. Gene Ontology annotation, biological process: protein transport to vacuole involved in ubiquitin-dependent protein catabolic process via the multivesicular body sorting pathway. The coding region runs from base 1 to 720 and encodes 239 amino acids.
AUGAACACGCGUCAGAGCUACGCGCCCACUCCUCACAGCUACGUCCCCAACACGAGCCUGUCCGCCACCAUCAACCUCGAUGAAGAGGUGAAACUCAGCAACACCCGCGCCGAGCGCGACCUCCAAGACUCUCUCGGCGAGCUGUUUAGCAUCAUAGUCACCCUGGAUGAGCUGGAAAAGGCGUUCCUCAAGGAUGCCGUCCCCGAGGCCGAGUACACGGACAUUUGCGAGCGCUCGCUAAGGCAGUACAAGGCGCUGCUGGCGGAUGAGACAAUCGCAGCCGAGUUUGGGGACUUGGAAGACUUUAAGACCAAGUGGGAGCUCGACGUCCCCCGAGCGACAGAGCGUCUCCGAGUAGGCAUGCCCUCCACAACCAUCAACGCAUCUUCUUCCGCCCCCGCGGCCGCACCCCCAACCGCAGCCGCAAACAACACCAGCGGCGUGCUGAUCCUCGAGGCGACGCAAGAGUUCAUCACGUUCCUCGACGCCGUCAAGCUCGGCCUGCUGUCAAAGGACCAGCUGCACCCGCUGCUCUCGGACGUGAUCCAGUCGGUGAACCGCGUGACGGACAAGGACUUUGAUAACAGGGGCAAGAUUGUGCAGUGGCUCAUCACGCUGAACCAGAUGAAGGCCUCGGACGAGCUGGGCGAGCAGCAGGCGAGGGAGCUUGAGCUGGAUAUUCAGCAGGCGUACCAGGGUUUUAGACGAACUUUGACAUGA